AUACACUAAGAUGCUAUAGGGCAAUAUCGCAUUUGGGUGAUAUCUAAUUAGUAAAACAACUCGAAGUUGCCAUCUUUCUGGAAAUGGAAAUGGCCGGCGGCGGCCGCGGCAUUGGCAUUUCAACAACUCUACAUCAUCUUUUCUUUGCUCAACUCUACUCUACUCGUCAAUAUCGCAUUUCCUCAACUCUACUCGUCAUGACCUUUUCUUUGCUCAUCAUCUUUCACAAGUACAAAAACAAGAGAAAAAAUACCCUCUCCCUUCCACCUGGCCCAAAACCAUGGCCAUUAGUCGGAAGCCUCCCAGAAAUGCUCAUAAACAAGCCCACAUUCCGGUGGAUACACAGACUAAUGGAGGAAAUGAACUCCGAAAUCAUCUGCAUUAGUCUUGGCAAUGUUUCUGUCAUUCCCGUUACUUCUCCUGAAAUUGCUUGCGAGUUCUUGAAGAAAUUCGAUUCUGUCUUCUCCUCCAGACCGAUUUGUUUAUCGGCAAAAGUCAUAAGCCAAGGAUAUCUCAGUGCAGUUCUUGCACCAAUGGGACAUCAGUGGAAGAAGAUGAGGAGAGUCCUCGCUUCUGAGGUUCUUUCCCCAGCGAGAUUUCGAUGGCUUCAUAAAAUAAGAGUAGAAGAAGCCGAUCACCUUGUUCGCUUUGUGUACAAUCAAAGCUACAAAAGUUCCAUAUCGAGUGGUCUUGUGGAUAUAAGAGCCACUGCAAAGCAUUAUUGUGCCAAUGCGAUAAGAAGGAUGAUAUUUGGGAAGAGAUUUUUCAGAGAGGGAAGGGAAGACGGCGGUCCAAGCGUUGAGGAUGAAGAGCACGUUGAUGCUCUAUUCACCAUCCUUGAGUAUCUCUAUUCAUUCUGCAUCUCAGAUUAUAUUCCAUGGUUACGAGGCAAUCUAGACUUGGACGAUCAGGAGAAAAUCAUCAAAAAAGCUGUCAUUACAUGUCGAAAAUACCAAGACCCAAUAAUUGAAGAAAGGGUUGGAGAAUGGAAAAGGGGUGCGAGAGCAGAGAAAAAGGAUUGGCUGGAUGUGCUCAUUACCCUCGUAAAUGAGGAUGGUAUCCCAUUACUCUCAAUAGAUGAAAUCAAAGCCCAAAUUACAGAGCUGAUGCUGGCAACAGUAGAUAACCCAUCAAAUGCCAUAGAAUGGGCGCUUGCUGAGAUGCUGAAUCAACCAGAAAUAUUAAAAAAAGCCCUUGAGGAACUGGAUACUGUGGUCGGCAAAGAAAGACUCGUCCAAGAAUCCGAUCUCCCACAACUCAACUAUGUCAAAGCUUGCAUCAAAGAAGCCUUCCGCCUCCACCCGGUUGCACCCUUUAACGUACCCCAUGUCUCCGUCGCAGACACAACCGUCGCCGGCUACUUCAUCCCCAAGGGUAGUCAUGUGUUGCUCAGUCGCCCCGGACUCGGCCGAAACCCUAGGGUUUGGGAGGAGCCACUCAAGUUCCAACCAGAGCGCCACCUAAAGGCCGAUGGCUCCGAGGUGGGGCUCAAUGACUCGGAUCUACGCAUGUUGUCGUUCAGCAUUGGACGGCGUGGAUGUGCCGGCGUCACUCUAGGAUCUGCCAUAACUACAAUGCUAAUGGCCAGGCUUCUUCAAGGCUUCACUUGGAAAUUGCCGCCCAAGGUUUCAAAGAUUGAGCUAAAGGAGUCGGCCAAUACUCUCUUUCUUGCUAAGCCUUUGCUUGUUCUUGCAGAGCCGCGAUUAGCAGAAAACUUGUACUUUUCACUUUGACUUAUAGCUAGCGAGAUAGCAAGAGUAAGUGUAGAGUUUGCUUUAAUUAUGGCCAGUAGAUGUCAAUUGUUAUAGGAUUUCCUUUUAGAAAAAUGCACAUAAAUGUAUCUAGAUGUGCAGAUUCUGGAGAAUAAAUUUGUAAUGUGUGCGAACCAAGAGGGCUUUGUGUAGACGUACGUCAGUAUAUUUUAUUAUACUGGCUAGAAAAAUAAAGGUUCUUAACUUCGAAAGGUAGCGGAAAA
Messenger RNA from Diospyros lotus (date-plum), 1975 nucleotides. Its product is annotated as phenylalanine N-monooxygenase CYP79D16-like. Gene Ontology annotation, molecular function: monooxygenase activity; iron ion binding; heme binding. The record is from RefSeq and is a predicted model, not a curated record. NCBI's taxonomy places the organism in Eukaryota, Viridiplantae, Streptophyta, Magnoliopsida, Ericales, Ebenaceae. The transcript has 2 exons. Bases 84 to 1733 code for a protein of 549 amino acids.